UUCAUCCGCCUCGUGAAGUUGAUGUUGCUUUGAACCCGAUUGUGUAACCCGUAGAAGAAAUAAAUCAGCCGCUGUUUUGUGAUUAAAACAACAAAACUAUGAAAUAAGUAAUAGUGAGUCCUAUCUAGAAGUGAUAAGUAAGGACUUGACUAUCAUUAGACUCCGGGUUUUGUUCGAGUGCUUGCAAAAGAAUGGCUAAAUACAUCGCGCAAAUAAUCGUGCUGGGUACACAGAUCGUGGGUCGAGCCUUCGCCCGUGCGCUGAAACAGGAAUAUGCUGCUUCACAGGAGGCCGCCAAAAGAGCCGGUGGUGGACAAAAAGGCCAAAAUCGUGUUGCUGCUAAUUUAAAAACCGGAAUGACCCUAGAGGAAGCUCAACAAAUUCUUAACGUGUCCAAGCUAGAACCUGAGGAAAUUCAAAAGCACUAUGACCACCUAUUUCAAGUGAACGACAAAUCUAAAGGCGGAUCGUUCUACCUGCAGUCGAAAGUGUUCCGAGCGAAAGAACGGAUAGACCAAGAAUUAAAGGCCAGCAAACCUCCGGAAGCAAAUGAACGAAAGGAACAAGCAUCUGCUGAGCAGAGUCAAAACGAACAGAAAUAGGCGUUGAAAUUUAUAUUGUAAGGUUUGUUUAGAGUCAAAUUCAAUUAAAAUUUAAUUGUUCCUAUA
Molecule: messenger RNA, 668 nt
Organism: Aedes albopictus (Asian tiger mosquito)
Lineage: Eukaryota; Metazoa; Arthropoda; Insecta; Diptera; Culicidae
Gene: blp
Product: mitochondrial import inner membrane translocase subunit TIM16
Exons: 2
Coding region: 192-602 (136 amino acids)
Biological process (GO): protein import into mitochondrial matrix
Cellular component (GO): TIM23 mitochondrial import inner membrane translocase complex
Source: RefSeq, a predicted model, not a curated record